This is a messenger RNA of Paramormyrops kingsleyae, 2380 nucleotides long. Its product is annotated as paired box protein Pax-9-like. The record is from RefSeq and is a predicted model, not a curated record. Gene Ontology annotation, biological process: regulation of transcription by RNA polymerase II; anatomical structure development. Gene Ontology annotation, molecular function: DNA-binding transcription factor activity, RNA polymerase II-specific; RNA polymerase II cis-regulatory region sequence-specific DNA binding. NCBI's taxonomy places the organism in Eukaryota, Metazoa, Chordata, Actinopteri, Osteoglossiformes, Mormyridae.
UGUCAAGUUAUCUGACCAAUAGAAACACAUUUGUGGAGGAAGUCGAAACCUUAUUGGUUAAACUGACACGAUGGAUGAAGUAUUUUUGGAAGUUCAGCCCAUUGGUGCAUUCGGAAUGUCACGAGUAUUCCGAACACAAAACCCCCGAUUCCCCCCGUCCCACUAAAAAGUGCAAAGUGAAUAUCCUUCCACGGGUAGCAGAAGUCCUGGACUCCGAACCGGACGAAAAAGUGCAAUUCGUCAAUCUGCAUAAACGCUGGAGGGCUUCAAGAUAUGGAGCCUGCCUUUGGGGAGGUGAAUCAGCUAGGCGGUGUUUUCGUUAAUGGCAGACCUUUACCAAACGCCAUCCGGAUCAGGAUUGUAGAACUAGCACAGCUGGGCAUCAGACCAUGCGACAUCAGCAGACAACUUCGGGUUUCCCAUGGUUGUGUCAGCAAGAUUCUGGCCCGAUACAACGAGACUGGAUCCAUAUUACCAGGCGCUAUAGGAGGGAGCAAGCCAAGAGUCACCACCCCUACAGUGGUCAAACAUAUACGGACAUACAAACAGAGAGACCCGGGUAUUUUCGCCUGGGAAAUUCGGGACAGACUCCUAGCCGACGGUGUGUGUGAUAAAUUUAACCUUCCCUCGGUCAGUUCCAUCAGUCGAAUCCUUCGCAACAAGAUUGGAAGCUUAUCACAGCAUAACCACGGCGAGCUCAACAAACAGUCAUCCCACAUUCCGCCGCAGCCAUCGCUUUCUUGCAACCAUAUCUACUCGUACCCAACAUCCAUAACUACCAGAAAAGUGCCAACUCCACCUGGCAUGCCCACCCUUCCCGGACAUAUGGCAAUGCACAGAAUAUGGCCGUCCUCUCAUUCCGUCACCGACAUUCUGGGAAUUCGGUCCAUAACAGAACAACAAAUUAGCGACAGCCCGCCCAUGCACGGUGCCAAAGUAGAAGAAUGGACGACUAUAAACAGGAUUAAUUUUCCCACAACAAGUUCGCCGCGUGCCAAUGACUUGGAUAAACCGCACUUAGAACCAGACACAAAAUACGCGCAGAUGCCAAACAGAUUGUCCAGAGUGAGCAGCUGUGUCAGAGUACCCAGCCUUCCUCCCUACCAGCCGGCCACCCCAGCAUCGCCCUACCUGGGCUACAGUGCAGCUGCCUCGGGCUACAUGACAGGACCUGUGUGGCAGCCAGCCAAUGGCGGCGGCCUGUCCCCGCACAGCUGUGACAUCACCUCCCCACUUUCCCUCAAGAACAUGUCGGGUGCCAGCGAAAGCAGCCAUCGCGUGCCCGCCUCUGUGCUGUAACCCCCUCCCCUACUGUAUCAGGUGGAUUCUGGCUGGGUUUGCACCCCAGAAACUGAGCUACCACAUCGUUGCCUUGUUGACAAGGAUUUGACAGAGGAUCCAUGCCGCCCCGUCAACUCUCUGCACUUUGAUCCACAAGACAACUGAGCGUCCCAGGGGAUCGAAUACACUCUGCCAGAAACAGAUCUGUAUUUGAGGGCUUCUGACAGCAGAGGUCACCCCAUUGCAUUCUGGGCCAUAGUUUUCCUUUUUCAUUGUUACCACAGGAAUAUCCAUAACAAAUAGGCCUUUGUAUUAGUUUGUGUCCCCCUCCAAUAUUAAACUCUGCAGGCAUUUCAGUUUCCUUUAUGUUUUUCUUUUGAAAUGUCCUACAGAAUAGCAACUAUAGUUAAACGUAAAGAGUCAGUUAAAAGAAAUUAUCCAUCCAUUUACAACUUAUCCUGGACAGAGUCACAGGGCCAGGAGGGAGCCUAUCCCCAGGUAGGCUUAGGGCAGAAGGUUCUUGGUACACCCUGGACAGGAAAUCAGUCCGUCACAGAGAAACAUACAUGCAUGCAGUCACACAAUCACAUGGAGAAUUUAUAAAUGCCGUUAGCCUAACUGCAUGACUGCAGUUAGAUAAUCUGUCCAUCCAUCCAUCCAUUUUCCAAACCGCUUAUCCUUCCAGGGCACAGGGGGUGUGGAGCCUAUCCCAGAAGCUAUGGGCACAAGGCAGGGAGCAACCCAGGAUGGGGGGGCAGCCCAUCACAGGGCACACUCAUACCUAUGGGAAAUUUCAGUAACCCCAAUUAGCCUCAGCAUGUCUUUGGACUGUGGGGGGAAACCAGAGCACCCAAAGGAAACCCCAAGACAACAUGGGGAGAACAUGCAAACUCCAAACAUGUAACCCACACAGAGACUUGAACCCUGGUCCCAGAGGUGUGAGGCAAUAGGGCUAACCACUGCACCACCAUGCCGCCAACCUAGAUAGCCAGUCCUGGAAGUGAAUUCUGUUAUUCAGUUGAAAUUGUUUUUAUAAAAAAUUAGUUCUAAAAUGUAUAUUCUCAUUUAUUUAUUAUGGUGCUUUGGGUAUUUGAAUAAA